This is a messenger RNA of Monopterus albus (swamp eel), 2958 nucleotides long. It is a transcript of the gene insm1a, whose product is annotated as insulinoma-associated 1a. Lineage: Eukaryota; Metazoa; Chordata; Actinopteri; Synbranchiformes; Synbranchidae. The record is from RefSeq and is a predicted model, not a curated record. Gene Ontology annotation, biological process: regulation of cell cycle process; negative regulation of transcription by RNA polymerase II; neuron differentiation. Gene Ontology annotation, molecular function: RNA polymerase II cis-regulatory region sequence-specific DNA binding; DNA-binding transcription repressor activity, RNA polymerase II-specific. Gene Ontology annotation, cellular component: nucleus; transcription repressor complex.
UCAGUCUCUCCAUCCUCACACACCCACCCCUCAAAUCCACAGGGUCCUCGGCUCCUUCUGAUUGGUCGGGGAUGAGGCAACACUGGGGGACGGGAACAAUGUCAUCAUGUCGCCUUAAAAAGAGUGCAGCUAUGUUGUGGUGAAAGCACCUCGGGAGGACGAGAGGAUCAGUGGCAGGAGGACACAAACAAAAAAGGCGCAUCAGAUGUUUCUGUCCGCAAGCAGCUGAAAGUGGAUUUCUUCUCCCCGCAGCAGCCUCCCAAGUGCCUUCAGCUCUCCGUCCAGCGCGAACAUGCCCAGAGGAUUUUUGGUGAAAAGAAACAAGAAAACCAAUCCGGUGUCCUACCGGGUUCGGUCUGACGAGGAGGUAGCGGAGCAAACAGCGGCUGAUGCACCUCUGCCGCUGCCACCGUCUCCUGCCUCCAUCCCGGUGCGCGCUCAGACGCCGACGCCCACCUGCGGGGCGGCGGCCACGGCCCCGGAGCAAGACACCAAACCCGUGCAAUUCGGGAACCCGGAGGGGGUGUACCAGGCGCUCUACAGCCCCACCCGCCCCGUCAGCCAGGACCACGACCGCUCCUACUUCGAGAGACGCUUCAACCUCGGAUCACCGGUUUCCGCUGAGUCUUUCCCCACACCAGCAGCGCUCACCGCUUUAGACCAUCUCUUCGCCCCGGUGGACCUGAAAAUAGGCUCCAGCAACAGCAGCCGCACCGACACCAACGCUACAACCACCGGCACGCUACCCGCCGCCGGGACCAAACGGCCGUCCAGCGACACCGAGCGCAAAGGCAAACCCCCAUCCAAAAAAACCAAAGCAAUCCGGAAACUGCACUUUGAGGACGAUGUCACUACAUCUCCGGUUCUCGGGCUCAAGAUUAAAGAGGCACCGGUGGACCAGAAGCCUCCCAGACCCCAGCAGCCUGGAGGUGACAACAACCCGCUGGGCGAGUUCGUGUGCCAGCUGUGCCGGGAGGCGUACGCUGACCCGUUCGCUCUGGCGCAGCACAAGUGCUCCAGGAUAGUCCGGGUCGAGUACAGGUGUCCUGAGUGUGACAAGGUUUUUAGCUGCCCGGCAAACCUCGCCUCGCACCGGCGGUGGCACAAACCGAAACAGCAGAACGGAACCUCCGGUGCGCAAAAUGUGGAGAGCGACAAGCUGGCAGCUUCUGGUAAAACAGCGCCGGAUGAAGCGAAGGAUUCUAGUGACAGGGACACACCCAGCCCCGGGCCAUCUGAGUCCGGCUCUGAAGAAGGAAUGUAUGAUUGUAAUCACUGUGGGAAAAAGUUUAAGCGCCAAGCAUACCUGCGGAAGCACCUGGCGUCACAGCACGGCUCCCCAAAACAGGCGGAGGAGGAGGACGCGCCGGCCUGCGAACAGAGCGCGGCUCCGCUCAACCUGAGCUCUUCCAGCUGCCACCUGUGCCCGGUCUGCGGAGAGAACUUUAGCAACAAGGGCAGCCAGGAGCGGCACAUCCGCCUGCUGCACUCCUCACAGGUGUACCCGUGCAAAUACUGCCCCGCCAUCUUCUACAGCUCCCCGGGACUCACCAGACACAUCAACAAAUGCCAUCCGUCCGAGAACCGGCAGGUGAUCCUACUGCAGAUGCCGCUUCGCCCCGCCUGAUGCUCCGGGACACGAGGCUGCUUCACAGUGUCAGAUAACAAGAUACCCAGCCCAGGCCUGUUUCUGAGAAGAUCUUAGACUUACACUGCAAAAAUAUGUGUUAUAAAGCAUUUUAUUCUAAGCCCGUGUUCCUAAGAUAUAACUAUUUAAAUCAAGUACUGCACACUUUGGUGAGAAGCUGAUUAACUUCACUGUUGAUGGGAGUGACCACCCCCCGCACCCCCUUGUUGGUGCAGUCAUUUUAAACUGUUUUCCUAGUUCAACAAAUGUAAGUCUCUAAAAUCUGAUUUCAGCACUGCUUGAGUGAUUUACCAGUUUUCGUCUUGUUCUGGGAUGUUAAAUCAAGAAAAGCACAGAUUCCACGAGGACAUAGUGGAAUUGUUGCCUUUUCUUGAACAACUGAAAUGGUUUUUAGGUGUUUUAGGAUAUUUUUGCAGUGUAGCUUUAGAAAAUAGAAAAUGUCAAAAAAGUAACGAAGAUGAUUCUCAUGCACCCGCUUGUAGAGGUCAGAAGUCAGCCGCUUGCCUGCAGCAGGCAGGGAGUUAGUGCCUUGCUUAAGGACACUUCAGCAGGUUCUGGGUGUGUGUUGGAACCCUCAGCCUAUAAUCACUCUCUGUGAGGAUCCUUGAUGUUAUGUUUCAAAGCGUUAGACUGUUGAUUUAUUUUUCUAGCAUCUCUGCACAAGUGCUAUUAGCUUCUAGACCUAAGAGAGGGGACGACCGGUAGCCAGUAAAAAGCAGAAUUCACAGGCCUGAACAGGCCGUAUCCCAACACUCUGAUUAGCUUUAACAUAGCUUGUGGAUCUGUGGAUCAGUAGCUGUUGCCUAAAAAUGAGAGAGUAAAAACUAGUGUAGCCAGUAAUGCCUUCGGAUUAGAAACUCCUGCUGUAAAACUGCCUUAAACUCAACUCAAUUGAUUGUUUUUCCAUUGCUUAUUUAUCAUUGGCUGCGUGUGAUAUGAUGAUUGUUUUCUACAAAGCCUUCUGUAUUACCACUAUACAGUAUAUCCAAGUCAUGUUUCUCUAUUUAUUUCUAUUUAUUAAAUUAUUUGUGUAAAUUAUUGCUCUGUGUGGUUAAACCUGUGAUCUGUUGCUGUGUUUAUUCAUGAUGUUGCCAAAUUAUUUUCUUUAAUUUAUAUUGAAACAGUGUGAGGAUGGUGCGUUCAAGUGAUUAUAGCAAUCAUUGAGUUUUAUCAGCCUCUCUUGGAUAAUAACCGAAUGCAAUCAUAAUUAAAUUUUUUAUUUUUGUUUUGGUUUCUCUGUAAACCUUAGCUCUUUUACUGCUUUGGAUGUUUCUGCAGUAUUUUGCUAAAUGUCAAAAAAUAAAAAAUAA